UUUAUCGUGUUUACUAAAAUAUAUUUUAACAAUGCCGAAAGGAAAAUCAAAGAAGUUUAUUGACAAGAAUAAUUCGGUUACAUUUCACUUGGUACAUCGUUCACAAAAAGAUCCACUGAUAGCUGAUGAAACAGCCCCACAAAGAGUACUUGUGCCAGCUGGUGAAACACAAGCUACCAAAUUAGAAAAGAAACCAGUAGAAAAGAAAAAACGUAUUGAAGAGCAGAAAAAAUAUGGGAUAUAUUUUGAUGAUGAUUAUGAUUAUUUACAACAUUUAAAAGAUGUUAAUACUUUGGACGUUGAAUGGGUACACGUGGAGCCUGUAAAUGUUAAAGAAAAGAAAAAGAGCGAAGAUCAUAAACUCAAUUUACCAUCAUCUGUAUUUGCUUCAAAUGUUGAAGAGAAAGUUGGUUUGUUAAACAAAGCUGCACCAGUUACUGGACUUAGAUUAGAAGUUGAUCCAGAUAUAGCAGCUGCGUUGGAUGAUGAUUUUGAUUUUGAUGAUCCUGAAAAUGAAUUGGAAGACAAUUUUAUGGAAUUGGCAAAUGCUGGAGGUAGCGAUGAAGAAGGCUUCGACGAUGAAGAAUAUGAAAAUGAUGAAGAAUGUAGCGAAGAAGAAGAAGAAGAUACGGAUGUUUCAUCUAAUGAUCAGAUGGGGCUUUCUGAUGAAGAAAAAGAUGAAGUAUGCAGUUUAAGUGGUCCGCAAUAUACUUUCAAGGAUGAAGAAACGAAAUCACGAUUUACAGAAUACUCUAUGAGCAGUAGCGUAAUGAGAAGAAAUGAACAGCUAGCACUGUUAGAUGAAAAGUUUGAACAAAUGUACAGUGUAUAUGAUGAUAAUGAAAUUGGUGCUUUAGAUUGGGAUGAAAUAGAAGGACAUGUGGCACCUGAUUCAAAUAUGGUUUUAGAAUGCGCCAAAGAAUUCGAACAAUUACAAAAAGAAGAUGCGGAAAACAUAACUGAUCUAAUGCGAGAGAGGAUGAAAAUUAUGGAACAAUGUUCCAGUUCUGACGAAGAUGAUAUGGAAAAGUUAGUUGUUGAAGCUAGAGAAACAGAAAAGUGGGAUUGUGAAAGUAUUCUAAGCACAUACAGUAAUAUUUAUAAUCAUCCUAAACUUAUUGUAGAACAAAAGAAUAUUCCAAACAAAAUAAAAGUUCAUGCUAGAACUGGUAUACCAAAAGAUGUAUUGGGUUGCCCAGCAGGAAAAUUAACUUCAAAAGCAUUGGCACAAUUUAAUUUGCAAAAUAAUGCUACAGAAUCGAAAGGUCCGCAUUCUGUAGCCGAUACAAUGAAAUCUACUUUAAGUAUUUUAAGUGUUAGACCAAAGGAUGAAACUCCUGAAGAAAGAAAAGAAAGGAAAAAAGCAUUAAAAGAGUACAGGAAGGAAAGAAGAAUAGAACGCAAGAUCAACAAAGAUGCAUUCAAGGAAGAAAAGAAACGACAAGAGAAGAUAUUGUUAAAUGUGAAACAAAAUGUUCAAAGUAGAUUAUCAUAUAAAUAAUUUAAAUGUAGUAACAUUAAUUAUAUUUGUGUUAUAUUUAUAUUUUAUAAAAAAUA
This is a messenger RNA of Polistes dominula (European paper wasp), 1557 nucleotides long. It is a transcript of the gene LTV1, whose product is annotated as LTV1 ribosome biogenesis factor. Gene Ontology annotation, biological process: ribosomal small subunit export from nucleus; ribosomal small subunit biogenesis. The record is from RefSeq and is a predicted model, not a curated record. Gene Ontology annotation, cellular component: nucleus; cytosol; preribosome, small subunit precursor. Lineage: Eukaryota; Metazoa; Arthropoda; Insecta; Hymenoptera; Vespidae.